AUGGCGGAUUUAGUUCAUAAGCUUUUCUGUGCCACCUGGGAACUCGAAGCGCUUCAAAGUAGCUUCGAGGAGGAAAGGAAGGAAAGAGAGGAAAACAUCAAUCAGCUAAUCCAAAUCCUGAACGUAACCACUCAGGAAAGAGACGAAGCCAGAGAACAACUGCAGGUCUUGCUCAACAGUAUCUCGGAGCCUAAUUUCUUGGUGGAGCUUCUUCAUGCAAUCUCUCACCUCCAUCCCCACAGUCCACAGAUUUGGGAGCCAAGAGAAAAUUCCAUUGUCAUAGAAUCUGAAGGUCUUUCCGAAACUCGAAACCAUCACUCUUUUGGAUCCUCUCCUUUCGAGUCGUUCUUUGUGACAAGCACGAAUGGUGCUGAUUCCUGCACCAUGGGACUCCCACAACAACCAUUCGUUCUUUGUGAAAAUAAUCAUUCUUCUUCGAUGACGAUCUCUCCGGGCACUGCAAAAUAUGAUCGCGCUGAUGCUAUAAUUGACAUGCUCUCUGCGAAGAAGCCAUUGCCAGAGAAAGGAAAACUGUUGGAAGCCAUGCUGAAAAUAGGCCCAACGCUGGAGACUCUCAUGCUGGCUGGUCCCCUGCCUCACUGGAGAAAUCCUCCUCCGCUGCAAUCGUUCCAGGUUCCUCCUGUGACGAUCAAAGCUUGCUAUGCUCAACUGCUUAACAGAGCCGCCAUUUUGAACUCUAAUCAUUGGAUUCAGAGUUCUUUAUGUGAGAAAUCCGAUGGAUUGUCUCAGAUGCACGCUGCAUCAAUUUUGGAAUUUUCUGGUAAGGUGAGCUUAUAUAGAAGGACAUUGCCUGGUGUUAGAAGCAACCGUAGCUUUGAGGCCAAGCGAGUGGGUGGAACUCAAUAAACUGCUGGUAUAUGAUGUGAGGAAAUGUCUUGGUUUGGUUUUGGUUUCAGGAAGACACAUACUCUGGUUUUCUUUAUUUCCCUGAUUUUAGGCACGGACAAUCUUUUCUUUGGUAAAUACAAGUUAUUUAGGAUGUAAA
Molecule: messenger RNA, 1006 nt
Organism: Elaeis guineensis (African oil palm)
Lineage: Eukaryota; Viridiplantae; Streptophyta; Magnoliopsida; Arecales; Arecaceae
Source: RefSeq, a predicted model, not a curated record